Cetraspora pellucida is the source of this 558-nucleotide messenger RNA. The record is from the annotation of a GenBank genome assembly. NCBI's taxonomy places the organism in Eukaryota, Fungi, Glomeromycota, Glomeromycetes, Diversisporales, Gigasporaceae.
AUGCCAAAGUCAAAACAUAAAAAUGCCACAAAAGAAUAUAUACUUAUACAAGAUAGAAAUAAUAAAGAAAGGUUUUCAAAAACUAUAAAUGCAAAUAGUAGUAAUUUAGAAUAUAGUAAUCUAGAACUUCUAAUUUAUAAAUUAGAGAACAAUAAUAAAAAAGAACUUAAUAAUAAGAUAGAACCUAAUAAAGAAGAAGCUAAACAGUUAAUUAAUAAAAAUAAUUCUUUUUAUAACUUUAAACAAGAUAAUAAUGCAGCUAGUAGUUGGUUAUCAUAUUAUUCUGAUACUCAAACUUGGCUUCAUUGUCUUGGCCUUGUAUAUCAAUUACAUCAACAAGAAGUUUAUUAUAAUAGAUAUAAGCAUCCUAAUGUAGUACAAUAUUGUGCUGUAUUUCUUGAAAGAAUAAAAAAUUUUGAACAAUUAAUGCCACAGUUUGUUAGCAAAAACAUGAAAAUAGUUAUAAAUUCUGAAUUAGUAAAGGAGAAAAAAAUGCAUAUUUUUGUUACUCAUGAUGAGUGUACAUUCUAUGCUAAUGAUAGUCAUCCGUCAGUAUGA